Messenger RNA from Colletotrichum destructivum, 1913 nucleotides. RefSeq lists its product as uncharacterized. Lineage: Eukaryota; Fungi; Ascomycota; Sordariomycetes; Glomerellales; Glomerellaceae. The coding region runs from base 543 to 1430 and encodes 295 amino acids. The transcript has 2 exons. The record is from RefSeq and is a predicted model, not a curated record.
ACGAGAUGAAGCUCGAAUUUGGAUGACAUUUGCGUGGACCGUGUUGCCCGUUGCUUGCGUCUGUGAUACUACUACUACUGCUACUACCUAUUGACUAUUACCACUACUACUACUACUACUACUACUACUAUCACAACGGAUAUUACGACUACUACUGUUACGACUACGACUACGACUACGACUACGACGACUACUGCUGCUGCUGCUGCUGCUACUACCACUUGUUAGUGUGUGGCUUGUGCCCCGUAUCAUCUAGCUUCAACCAGUCUAUCCACAAGAAUCGACUCAUCCUUUCUUUGUUCUCGGAAACGACGAAGACGACAACUAGAAGAAGAAGAAGACCUUGCAGGCGAUCGACACCACAUCAACUCACCAACGAGCAAAGGGGGUGAUUCCCCCUUCUUCCGCCUCCCCCCCCCUGGCAUAAGUGACUCCGCUCCCCCAGAUUAUCAAGUCUUACCCCAGACUUGGCACGCCAACGAUCCCCUCGCCCUCCUCCUCCUCCUCCUCCUCCUCCCUCUCCAUCCCCCCCUUUCCCUCAGAUGUUGCGUUGCAACCCAAGGGAAUGGAACUUCGACAUUGAUCGGUUCCUGAACCCCUUCAUCCCGCCUCCGCCAUGGCAACACCUCCCCUACCCCAUCGCUCACUUCUUCGGCCACCGCAGGUCUAAGCCCAGCAACGUCGGCAAUCUCGUUCCCAUCUUCUGGGCCUGCAUCGGCGUCUUCUGCGGCGUCGCCGUCGUCGCCAUCGUCUCGCGCCAGAUUCCCGUCUUCAAGGAGCACGGCGCGCCCAUCAUAGUGGGCAGUUUUGGCGCAGCCGCCGUCUUAGAGUUCUACUCUAUCGAGUCGCCCCUCGCCCAGCCCCGCAACUCAGUCUUCGGCCAGCUCCUCGCCGCCGUCAUUGGCGUCGCCAUCUGCAAGCUGCUCCAGCUGAGUCCACACUUCGAGUCCAUCCGCUGGCUCGGCGGCGCCCUGUCGUGCGCGCUGGCCACCACCGUCAUGGCCCUGACCAAGACCGUCCACCCGCCCGCCGGCGCCACCGCGCUGCUGGCCGUCGUCGACGACGGCGUCGUCCGCCUGGGAUGGAUCCUGGUCCCCAUCGUCAUGCUCGGCUGCGUCCUCAUGCUCAUCGUCGCCCUUGUCAUCAACAACAUCCAGCGCCGCUUCCCGCAGUACUGGUGGUCGCCCGAGGACGUCCGCCUGCACCGCGCGCCCUGGCGCCGGCGGGCCGACGAUGAUAACAAGGACGUGGAAGGCAAGGGGGGAGGGGACGGCAGCUCCGACAAGGCCGAGGCGCGGAGCCGGAGCGAAUCGACGGUGAGGGAGGAUGCCGUGUUGGUCAUGAGGCCCGGGGAAGUGAUUGUUCCGGAAACCAUGUUCAUCACGCCCGAGGAGAAGAUGUUCUUGGAAGAACUGAGUAAUCGACUAUGAGCCGCUUGCUUUCAGAUACAUCAUCUAUGUAGCGUUUGCGAGGUAAAAUCAAAAAGAAGAUAUCCCCUAUUUCGUUUCAGAAGAAUCCGGUUUCUUGUGAAGAAGAAAAAAACCUGAAAUCAUCCCGUCCUAUUCUAUCUUCGUAACUCGAGUAUCCCCUCCCCCCCAUCCACCAAAUUGGUAUAUCUCACUCAUAGGAGGCUUGUCGUAUAUUGCCCCAAAAGCCCUUCCAUUUCCCUUUUCGUCGUAAGAGAGAGAGAAAAAGAAAAGUCAUCUCAUCAUUCUUGUCAGGAUAUGAAAAUCCCGGUUUGACACGGUGCAAAAUCAUUAGCAUCAAAAACGUUCGUCGUCGUUCAUUAACCACAUCAAUUCCCCUCCAUUAUCUCGUGCCGUGAUUUUUUCUCUCUCUUUCAUUCUUUCCCCUUCUGGUCAUGGGGUUCAUGUGGUCAACUGUUUUUUCUUCUUUUUUUCUGUUUCUUUCUU